UUUUAACUAGCUAUAAGACAGGCAAGUUUCUACAGUCCAAACGGCGCAGUACUAGGCUUACUGGAGGAAUUCGUCUCGUCUAUUAAUGUUUUAUAGAUUUGCUCCUGAGCUUGUACCGUCACCACCAUGUUUUUGGCCAAACAGCUCAUAGGAGGCUUUCUGGAUGUUGUGAGCAAUAUUGAUCAUACCCAGUUUGCUCCUUCUGCUCCACCUCCUCCCAGAAGGCACAUAUCAACCGUUCAGGCUGCGGCGAAUGAGAGCGACGAGGACAGGCAGUUCCGCAAAGUUUUCCAGCAGCUCGCUGGAGAUGACAUGGAAGUAAGCCCUAAUGAGCUGAUGAAUAUUCUCAACAAGAUUCUGACCAAGCAUGCUGAGCUGAAGACUGAUGGUUUCUCAAUUGAGUCUUGCAGGAGCAUGGUGGCAGUAAUGGAUAGCGACAGCUCUGGAAAGUUGGGCUUUACAGAAUUCAAAUACCUGUGGAACAAUAUCAAGAGGUGGCAGGGAAACUACAUCAAGUUUGAUGCAGAUCGCUCUGGGACGAUUGGGGCCAAUGAGCUGCCCGGUGCUUUCAGAGCAGCAGGGUUUCCUCUACCUGAUCAGCUCUUCCAGAUGAUCAUUCGCAGAUACAGUGAUGAAAACGGCGACAUGGACUUUGACAACUAUAUUGGGUGCCUGGUGCGACUGGAUGCAAUGUGCCGUGCUUUUAAGACACUUGACAAGGACAACAAUGGUACUGUCAAAGUCAACAUUAAGGAGUGGCUGCAGUUGACUAUGUACUCUUAAAGCAAAAUGAAUCUCUAUAAUCUCAUGUCAGCAUUGGACUCUUGACUACAAUAAUCCAGUUUUAUUUUUUGAAUCAUUGCAUUGUAGUUAUGCAGUCUCCUUUUUAUGCCGAUUGUAUUAAACCAAUAAAACUGUAUACUUUUAAAAAAAAAA
This is a messenger RNA of Ictalurus punctatus (channel catfish), 936 nucleotides long. RefSeq names its product calpain, small subunit 1 b (gene capns1b). Lineage: Eukaryota; Metazoa; Chordata; Actinopteri; Siluriformes; Ictaluridae. The transcript is spliced from 11 exons. The record is from RefSeq and is a predicted model, not a curated record. Gene Ontology annotation, molecular function: calcium ion binding. The coding region runs from base 127 to 783 and encodes 218 amino acids.